Molecule: messenger RNA, 537 nt
Organism: Mirounga angustirostris (Northern elephant seal)
Lineage: Eukaryota; Metazoa; Chordata; Mammalia; Carnivora; Phocidae
Gene: MYL10
Product: myosin light chain 10
Exons: 7
Coding region: 1-537 (178 amino acids)
Cellular component (GO): cytoplasm; mitochondrion
Molecular function (GO): calcium ion binding
Source: RefSeq, a predicted model, not a curated record
AUGGCCGCAGGGAGAUAUAGGUGGACCGUGUCCUCUCCGCUAUACCCCCUGGGCUCCCCUGACCAGGCACCCAGAAGAGCCCGCAAGAGAGCGGAAGGUGGAGCCGGCUCCAAUGUCUUCUCCACGUUUGAUCAGUCCCAGAUCCAGGAGUUUAAAGAGGCCUUCACCAUCAUGGACCAGAACCGGGAUGGCUUCAUCGACAAGGAGGACCUGAGGGACACCUUUGCUGCCUUGGGCCGCAUCAAUGUGAAGAACGAGGAGCUGGAGGCCAUGGUGAAGGAGGCCCCUGGGCCCAUCAACUUCACCAUCUUCCUGACCAUGUUUGGGGAGAAGCUGAAGGGUACAGACCCGGAGGAGACCAUUCUCCACGCCUUCAAGGUGUUUGACACUGAAGGGAAAGGGUUUGUCAAGGCUGAUUUCAUGAAAGAGAAGCUCAUGACCCAGGCCGACCGGUUCAGUGAGGAGGAGGUCAAGCAGAUGUUUGCGGCUUUCCUGCCAGAUAUGUGUGGUAACCUGGAUUACCAGAACUUGUGCUAG